UUUUUUUUUCUUUUUUUUUUUUCCUUAUUUUUUCUUCCCCUAUUUUUUUUUUCCAUUAUUUUAUUUUGCCAGCUCCAAUUUAGCCCAGGAUCUUUUAACUGCUGCCAGCGGUGGAGCACAGAUCGGGAUUAGGUAUUUUCCUCCCCUGUUCCCAAGAUCCUCCUCCUGAGCGGCCACCAUGGGAAGUAAAACCCUGCCGGCCCCAGUGCCUAUCCAUCCCUCCCUCCAGCUCACCAACUACUCCUUCCUGCAAGCAUUCAACGGGCUGCCCGCCGUGCCCUCCGACCACCUCUCCAACCUCUACGGCUUCAGCGCCCUGCACGCCGUGCACCUGCACCAGUGGACUCUGGGCUACCCGGCCAUGCACCUGCCCCGCUCCUCCUUCUCCAAAGUGCCCGGCGUCUCCAGCCUGGUGGACGCGCGGUUCCAGCUGCCCACCUUCCCGCUCUUCCCACACGUCAUCCAGCCCAAGCAAGAGGCUGCCAGCAUGACCCUCAAAGCCAAACCCCGCUUUGACUUUGCCAACUUAGCGGUGGCUGCCACACAGGAGGACCACUCUAAACUGGGACAGGCAGACAGUCAGGGCUCACCUGCGGGGCUGGGGUCUUUGCUCGAGGUGACUAAACUCUCUCCGGAAAAGAAACCCACGCGGGGAAGGUUACCGUCCAAAACCAAGAAGGAGUUUGUGUGUAAAUUCUGUGGCAGGCACUUCACCAAGUCCUACAACCUUUUGAUCCAUGAAAGAACCCACACCGACGAACGGCCCUACACAUGUGAUAUUUGUCACAAGGCUUUCAGAAGACAGGAUCACCUGAGGGAUCACAGAUAUAUCCAUUCUAAAGAAAAGCCUUUUAAGUGUCAAGAAUGCGGGAAAGGAUUUUGCCAGUCCAGAACACUAGCCGUCCACAAGACACUGCACACGCAAGUAAAGGAACUCAAACCCGCCAAACUUAAGUGCUGAAUCUCCAUCUUCUAUGAACUUUUCCUCCCCUUCAGACUUUACAGCAAAACUAGAGCAGAAACAAAUCUUUCAGGACGGGAGCACUGGAGUUUGUGCUUUGUUUUUGUUUCUACUUUAAAAGGGGCAACAUCUGCACCCCUUCAAUCCCCCAUCCAAGCAAUUAACUUCCUAAGUCGUGGGUGAAAAGAUUGUUUUGCAUUUAAAAUAUAUGUGAAUGAUACAGAGAGUGCUAGCUGACUUGUGUGGCUUUGAUAAACUUUAUGCCAAAAGGUGGUGCUCACGUGUUGGACAGGAAUCUCUUUAAAACCAAACAAAAACCCACAAGAUGCCCCUGACCAACCCCCCCACCCAAAAAACCCUAAAAAAACAAACCAAAA
Prinia subflava (tawny-flanked prinia) is the source of this 1338-nucleotide messenger RNA. It is a transcript of the gene OSR1, whose product is annotated as odd-skipped related transcription factor 1. The record is from RefSeq and is a predicted model, not a curated record. Gene Ontology annotation, cellular component: nucleus. The transcript is spliced from 3 exons. Lineage: Eukaryota; Metazoa; Chordata; Aves; Passeriformes; Cisticolidae. Gene Ontology annotation, molecular function: RNA polymerase II transcription regulatory region sequence-specific DNA binding; DNA-binding transcription factor activity, RNA polymerase II-specific. Gene Ontology annotation, biological process: urogenital system development; embryo development; regulation of transcription by RNA polymerase II. The coding region runs from base 179 to 961 and encodes 260 amino acids.